AUUUCAUCAAUCUUCGAGCAGCUUGGAGCUUGGGUGCGGUUAGAAUCGACCGCGCGCACAACGCACGCACCAACGUAUCGCUCAUUUACUUCUUAUACCCGGCCAUCUCUCAAUAUCCUCGUCUCUCUCCUCAAGAAGCAGCAGGCAUCAUGAACAAGCAAGCUGCCGUCGAGCGCGGGCGUGCUCUCGCCCGCUCCUUUGUCGCCCCGAGUGGCUCGCUCUUCCCCUGGGUGCCCAAGCCCAUCAAGCUCCUUUUCCUCCUCCUCGUCUUCCUCAACUCGUCUUCCUUCCCCUUCCUCUGGCACAUCCGCGUCUGGGUGCACCCCAUCAAGGCGUGGUUGGCGGCCAAGGUCCUUGGCCACAGGCGAUACUGGAUCGGCUGGCGGCGCAAGUAUGAGGCUAUGGGCGGGCUCGCGAACAUGCGCGUCAAGAGCUGGCGCCGCGCUCUCUUCGACGACUGCGACUACAACCUUCAUCUUUCCAACUCGGCGUAUGCCAAGAGCAGCGACGCGAACAAGAUGAAGUUCUGCAUCGACGCGUUUGCCCCCUGCUUCGUUACCGGCAUCCACAUGGCCCUGGGAGCUAGCCACUGGCAGUACAUGCGCGAGGUCCCCAUGGGCAGCAACUACCUCAUGGAGACGAGGAUAGGAGGAUGGGGCGACAAGUGGAUUCACUGCGUCACCGAGUUUGUCAUCUACCCCGGCAAGAGCAAGAAGGCACGCAAGCCCGAUGUGGCCGACAAGCCGACUGCGCUGCCGCACAUCGACAUCCCGAGCAGCGGCACUGACAGCGGGAUCGACACGCCUGAGAACGGGUACGCGAACGGCUCGGCCAACGGGUCCGCCAACGGCGUCGCGCACAAGCCGACGACAGUCUCGCACGACGAGCUGAUGAAGCGGCUCAUGCUCAAGGCUCGCGAGCCGCGCGCCGACGGCGGCAUCGUCACCUGCAUCGCCGUCACCGACUACUGCUUCAAGCAGGGACGGAUAACGGUCCCGCCCCGCAUUGCCAUGCACAUGUCGCUCCUGAGCCCGAACGAGGAGCGCCGUGCCCACGCCCUCAAGCUGUUGACGGGGCCGGACGGCGGUGCGGCCUUCUGCCGCGGCGGCUGGAAGAACGACCCGCUUGCGGACGAGCUGGGCCGGGACGUCGGCCUCGGCGACGACGGGACGCAGGGGUGGGCGGAGGCGGCCAAGGGCCACAUGGAGGGCGUGGGCGCUGCGCUGCUCCAGGUCGCGCUCGCGAGCCCAUAGGCCGACUCAAGCCGUUGGUCCUCCUUGCUGGGCAGCAUCUAGACUGCCCGGCCUCACAUCCUUAGUCAUAGCUCGCCCUAGUGAGUUAAUCAUAUGCAUCACACCCAUUAUACUACAUAUGUACACGUAGUUGCACUGCUGUUCUCGAACCAAGCAUGUAUGCAUAUUCUGCCGCUG
This is a messenger RNA of Cutaneotrichosporon oleaginosum, 1430 nucleotides long. RefSeq lists its product as uncharacterized. The record is from RefSeq and is a predicted model, not a curated record. Lineage: Eukaryota; Fungi; Basidiomycota; Tremellomycetes; Trichosporonales; Trichosporonaceae.